AUGAGCUUCUCUGUACAAAGUCAGAGAAAAGUCAGAAGAAGAAGAAGAAGAAGAGAAGAGAGUCAGAGACGACGGACGGACGAAACGACGCGAUUCUUAGGGUUUCUUCGAUCGUCGAUUUGAUUUUUUCCCUUUCUUUCUUCUUAUUCUUUCUCGGUUGAAGAAGAAGAUAAAGGAUCGAUACAUGGCUGAUUGAUAAGAGUUCUCUCCGGAGGUUCGGAGUUUUCUUUAGGAAGGAAACAGAAAAAAAGAUGGCAGUCUCUUUUCCUCGUCUUCCGAGGUGGUUGUGUGGUGGUAACACUAAAGAGAGAGAGAAGAAAGAGUCAAUGUCUAAAGGAUCUUCUUCGCUGAGUCCUUCACUGAAGAAGACUACUACUAAGACUGGCUCUUCCUCUUCAUCGGUGAAGAAGACCAAGAGAGGAUGGAUUGGAAGAGGAGGAUCAGGAUCAGGAGAAGAGGAUAAGAUGGGGAAUGUGGUGUUUCCUGAACCAGAUGAUCCAGAGUGGUCAAUUGGUUGGGUUGAGCCACAUGGACCAGGUUUUAAAACUCAGGAGGAUGAUUGUGGUGGCUUUGUGGUUUUGGUUCCUCUUUACAAGAAAGUGUUGGAUGGUUCAGGGAAUCAGAUUCCGAAUGGCUUCUUCUCUCCUGCUGCUCCUGAUGGGAAGAACAUGGAACAGUGGCUGUCGUCUAUGGGGAAGCUAUAAACUGGAGAUUGGGAAGAAUAAGACUAUUUCCCUGUUGUUUCAGUAUCAGAAUUAAGAAUCGAAUAAUCUAGAAAAAAAAAAAGGAAAAAAAAAAAAAGAAAGAGAAGCAAGAUAGCUUCUGGAGACUUCUUUUGAUUUUCUGUUCGAAGCGAGUGACAACAAAACACCAAGUCAUAUCUCAAGAAUCUACUAAUGGACAAAGAUGAUGGUGAUGGAGACUUAGCAACAUGAAGAUGAAUAUGAUAUGAUUUGAGUAUUGGAUAUUUUUCAUGUGGGUUUUUUUCGGUUGUGAAAGCGUUUCUGCUUCACUUUUGUGGUCGAGAUAUAUUGGGUUUGGAAAAAAAAGAGAAAAAAAAAAAUCUUUUUCUUUUGUUCCUUUGUGGUUUGAUGAUGUGUAAUAGUAGUGUACAUGUACAUAUUUUGUUUUCUUGAA
Arabidopsis lyrata subsp. lyrata is the source of this 1137-nucleotide messenger RNA. RefSeq lists its product as uncharacterized. Bases 252 to 704 code for a protein of 150 amino acids. The record is from RefSeq and is a predicted model, not a curated record. NCBI's taxonomy places the organism in Eukaryota, Viridiplantae, Streptophyta, Magnoliopsida, Brassicales, Brassicaceae. The transcript is spliced from 3 exons.